UAUGGGCAUUAUAUUGAUUAAAUAACAGCAGCCGACAUAUGCUGCGUUCUCGAUUUUGGUUGGUGGAUAUCGAUCUGACGCUAGCUUCACACUCAUACGAUUUAUCACCGACUUACGUGCUUGUGAAUAUCAAAUUAGAUAUAUACCAAACAGUUGUGUUAUUUCGCUUUAACGCUGACUAACUCCGUUUUAACUAAGCAAUGUCCCAUCAAACUGGAAUUAAGGCUAAUGAUGCAUUAAAGAAGUUCUUUUCUAAAUGCAAGGAUGGCAAGAUCAGACUGUUUAAGGUGGCUAUAGAAGAAGAGCAACUAGUCCUCAAAGACCACCACAAUGAAAAACACAAAUGGGAAAAAGACUAUGACAAAUACGUAGCAGCACUUGUAGAAGAAAAUCAACCAUGUUACAUAUUGUUCAGGUUGGAUGAAAAGAAUUCGCUUGGCUAUGAAUGGCUUCUUAUAAGUUGGUGUCCUGACACAUCUCCGAUUCGUCAAAAAAUGCUUUAUGCUUCUACAAAAGCCACUUUAAAACAAGAGUUUGGAUCAUCUCAAAUUAAAGAUGAACUACAUGGGACUGUCUUAUCGGAUAUAACCCUUGAGGGCUAUAAAAGGCACAAAAAAAGUGUAGCAGCUCCUGCUCCUUUAUCUAUGAGGGAAGAAGAACUUCAAGAAAUAAAAAAAACUGAAGUUAAUACUGACAUUAGUAUUAGUACAAAACAACAAACCCUUAGUGGAGUGGAAUUUCCAUUAACGCAGACUGCCACUCAAGCUAUUGAAGAUAUGAUUCGAGGGUCUUAUGAUUAUUUGCAGUUUAGAAUAGAUAUUCCUAAAGAAACAAUUCAUUUGGUCUGUGCUGAAAAUAUUUCAUUGCAAAAAUUACCAUCUAAAAUUCCUUCUGAUGCUGCAAGAUAUCAUUUAUAUAAGUUCAAGCAUACCCAUGAAGGAGAUUAUAAUGAAAGCAUGGUGUUUAUUUACUCAAUGCCAGGAUAUAAUUUAACUGUAAAAGAGAGAAUGUUGUAUUCCAGUUGUAAAAAUCCACUUACCAACUCCAUUGCAAAUUUAGGAUUAGACAUUACCAAAAAGAUUGAAAUUGAUUCAGGAUCUGAAUUAACUGAGCAGUUUUUGUAUGAGGAACUUCAUCCAACAAACAGCUUGCAUCGUCCAAAGUUUGCUAAGCCUAAAGGACCUCCUGGAAGAGGGCCUAAACGAAUGACUAAGAAUCAAUAAGUUUUUUCAAAAAGGCCUUUUUUUAAUGCCAAGUUUCUCUCAUUUUUUUUUCAAUUGCAUAUAUGGUGCUAAUGUGUGUUUAGUCAGUGCCAAAUAGGGCAUACAAAACAACUAAUACUUGCCAGUGAUACUUGAAACGAAUAAGGUGGAUCAUGUUUGUUUUUUUUUUGGAAAUUGGAAUUGUUUAGUGUCGACCAGGCUCAGGUGUUUUAUGUCUCCAUUGCUGCAUUUUGUAAAUUGUAUUUUUAUUGAAAAAAAAAACAUUUAUUGCUUUGUUUCUUCUGUCUAGCAAAUAUUGGCGGGUAAUUUAUUAUUACAUUUAUAUGUAGACAUUUAAGAUUAGGAUAAGUAUACUUUAUAAUAUGCUCAAGUGUUUAUGAAACUUAUUAUCUUGCUGUUGUAGCUUUAUAUUUUUUAUAUGGUAAUUGUGUUUAGUAUCUGCCUAGUGAAGUUACUAUUUAUAGUUUAAAGAUCAAAUUGUUUAUUGCUGGUGAUUUUUUUUUAAUUAAAAAAAAAAAGGUGUAUUUUUUAAAUGAAAAAUUAUACUUUAUAGCUUAA
Anthonomus grandis grandis is the source of this 1781-nucleotide messenger RNA. It is a transcript of the gene twf, whose product is annotated as twinfilin. Gene Ontology annotation, biological process: barbed-end actin filament capping; regulation of lamellipodium assembly; positive regulation of neuron projection development. The record is from RefSeq and is a predicted model, not a curated record. Lineage: Eukaryota; Metazoa; Arthropoda; Insecta; Coleoptera; Curculionidae. Gene Ontology annotation, molecular function: actin filament binding; actin monomer binding. The transcript is spliced from 8 exons. Gene Ontology annotation, cellular component: actin filament; cytoplasm; myofibril. Bases 201 to 1223 code for a protein of 340 amino acids.